AUUUAUAAUUCAGUAUGGACAAAUAUCAUUUCAUUUAAAAAGUGUAUUGUUUGAUUGAACACUAAAUGAUGAGUGUAUAUUUUAUUUUCUUGGUAUUUGUUAUUGCUUGAUAACAUGUAUACUUUAAAAGGAGUAUUUCCGGAACCGAAAAAGGAACAAAAAAGGAAUUUCAUAAAAGAAAAUAUGAAACAACUAAAGUUAAUUCAGAAUAAAUCACCUAAAGAGCCUAAAUUAACUUUAAAAUCUGCCCAACCAUCACGUCUCACCACUCCAAUAACUGCAAAUGCUCUCGGACAAGUCAAAUCGUCACCAUCAAGCAAAAGCGGUAAGGGUACAUUAAAUGUCGGUAAAUCGAGCUUAUCGAAUAGGAAGAAAUUCAGUGAUGUUCGAAUAAAGAAGGGUGAUAUGGCCGAGUUUCUACGAAGGAAAGAGAUGAUACUGACGAAGCAACCCGAAGAAUCAUCAGGCGAUGAAGUCCAAUCUUCAGAAUCAUCAAGUCGAUUACGAGAUAUUGGUUGCCAAACUAUAGAGUCAAAUUUAGCUCAGCGAUUAAAUGAGAGCACUAAGCUAACUAUGUUAUAUCCAAUGAAGGAAAGUGAUGACAAUGAAGCCAAGAUGAAAGCCAGUGGAGAUUCAAGGAGUCAGAGAAGUCCACCUCGUGCACUUUCACCUCGUCGGGCCGGUGAUGAUAUGAUGGAGGAAAAGCACCGGAGUCGUCUGAAUGCAAUUUUAGAUAGAAAGGAUAAAGAUCCAUAUUUACCUCCAGGUUACCAAAAGGGUGUGUUGCCAAAGUAUCUCCGUGAUAGAAAGGAUAGCACUAAAGAAGUUGAGGAUACAAAAGCUGAUGAUGAUAAUACAAUGUGUCCUCCUGGCCAUGUGACCCUCCCCGACAAUGAAAGGAAAGAAACAUUACGCAUGCUUCGAAAUAGUUUUGCAGAGUUAGUAAGUGAAUUAAACAAAAUGCCAGUAAAAACUGACACAUUAAGAAUGCGAAAUAGAAAAAUGGAACUCGAGAAGCAACUAGCUAAACUGGAAGAGGGCAUCAAAGUUUUCUCCCGACCAAAAGUGUUUGUUAAGAUAGGAGAGUAAAUUGAUAAACCAAAUAAUUGACAUAUUUAAAUAAUUUUAAAUUACUUGUAAGACAUUAAAUAUAUUUUGUAUCUUUAAUACUUUCUAGCUUUCGAACUGGAAAGAAAUUAACAAUUUUUUUUAUAUGAACAACCAUUUUUAAUCCGUCCAUAUAAAUUUGAAAGUUACCAAAAAUAAAAUGUGAAAUUGUUGUGAUAACUUAACUUUAAUUUAGAUUAAUUGUAUGAUUCUUGUAAUUAUAUAUUUGUAUGGUUUACAGUGAUUCUAUCUUUUGGAAAUUUAAAUAUAUGCCUAUAUUAUAUAUAAUCAUUUCAUUUUUUAAAACAAAUUAACAGCUGUAGAACAAUAUUACCAAUCCUACAGAUUUGUGUUUGUAAAAUUGAAGAUAAAUAUUUUUAAAUAAUGAACAUGUUUAAAAAAAACAUUUGAACUCAAAUCAAGACGAGUUUACCGCCAAACCAUAUGCUUAAAUUUUUUGCGAUUCUUAUUGUGUUCUUUAUCAUAUAGUCAAUGAUAUAUUUCACAAUUUGCUUUUAUUGACACUAAUCAAGUAAUAAUUAUUUAAACAACAUUUUAU
Messenger RNA from Nymphalis io (European peacock), 1666 nucleotides. Its product is annotated as enkurin domain-containing protein 1-like. The transcript is spliced from 4 exons. Gene Ontology annotation, cellular component: cytoplasmic microtubule. The coding region runs from base 115 to 1089 and encodes 324 amino acids. Lineage: Eukaryota; Metazoa; Arthropoda; Insecta; Lepidoptera; Nymphalidae. The record is from RefSeq and is a predicted model, not a curated record.